Molecule: messenger RNA, 1646 nt
Organism: Ctenocephalides felis (cat flea)
Lineage: Eukaryota; Metazoa; Arthropoda; Insecta; Siphonaptera; Pulicidae
Product: NKAP family protein-like
Exons: 10
Coding region: 1-1479 (492 amino acids)
Source: RefSeq, a predicted model, not a curated record
AUGGGUUCGCGAAAAAGGCGAUCAUCAACUUUGAGGCCUUCGGGUUCAAGAAAAGGAAUAUUUAGAAGAAGAAGGAUUUCUGAAAGCAGAGACAGAAGAUAUGUCCUGGACAGAGAUAAUGGAGUCGUUCGAUAUGCUUCCGAUAGCUCCAGAAGAUCAGUUUCGAAUGUGCCAAGCCGUACACGGAUGGCUGAUUAUGUAAUGGCACAGCCAUCGUUUGCCAAUAUGAUGGCUAACCAGGACAUGUCCAGGAACAGAGUUCUUUACAAUCAGACUUUUGACCAUUUAAUGCAAGAGCACAUUGAAAAGUUGGAAAGCCUUAUAAAAAAAUACAGAGAGAAGGGGCUUAGGGCACCAUCAUUCUGUUUGUGUGGAAACAAAAGAGGUAAAAUAGGUAAAAUAGUAAAAAGAUCUUGUAGUUUGAUACCACUUAAAGGUUCUUCAAGCUCUUUUUUUGUGCGAAGACCUCAUCACAGAUUUACAAAAAGUUUUCGCCAAUGUCACGUAAAUCACAAUCACAAACACAAUACCAAAGCGAUGGACGACCUAUCUUCAGAUUUUUCAGAUAACGAUGAUUGCAAUGCACUUGCACCUUACCAACGCCGAAACAAAAGAAGUCACAAAAAACUGGCGCCCAAAAAAAGCGUCCAAUCGACCGACAACUCUACCCAAGUCACCCCUAAGAAAUCUGUCGCCGUAGUCGCCAAAGUGACGACUCGACAGAAGGGCGCGAAUCGAAAGAAAACUGCCAAGAAAAAUAAUAAGAAGGGCAAGAAGGGCCGAGAAGAUGACGAUGACGAAGAUUUUUCCUAUUCGAGCAGCGACGAGGAAAAUCGGAGUGGUGAUAGGUAUGAUGAGGAUGAAUCGAGUGAUGAUGAGGAUUAUAGAAGGAAAAAUAAGAAAAAGAAGACUGGUGAUAGGAAGAGAAAACGCGACGAAGAUGGUGAUUCGAGUUCAUCGGAUGAUGAUUCGGAUCGAUCUAGAGAUCGAAAACGCAAAAGAGCCCGAUCCUCCGCAACAGAUUCCAAUGAAGAUUCCCAAUCAUAUGUCUCAUCUUCGGAAGAUGAUGAUAGAAAACCUCAGCCAAAGAAAACUACUAAGAAAGGCAAAAAGAAGAACACCAAGGGUGCUGGUAAAUCUGUGAAGACGAAGAAACCAGUUGGUGUCAAAAGAAGAAAGCCGACCAGGACUAUGAGAAAAAGGAUACCUGCCAAGAGGAGAAGAGUGGAUACAAUAUUAUUUGGAGACGGAGAACUGAUGGAUCAAGAUGAUGCGGUUAGUAACGGAUCAAUGCCGGGCCAAAGGGGCAGCCGAGAGAUCGAAGUUUUGUUCAGAUCGAGUGAUUUUGGAAUGUGCGAAUGCAAGAACAAUUGGUAUGACAGGUGCGUCUGCGGACGAAAAUCGAGUGGCGGUCUGAUGCAGGAUGCUGACAAGGAUAAAGAUCUAGAAGAUUUGAGGAGACGAUUCCAUAAAGAAUAAAUCAAAACGAUUAUACCAUCGCGGGAAGAGAAACGCUCGCCGGGAACGAAAAAAAAACAGAGCGAGCGAUUUCAAAAUUUAAAAAAAAUAUUGUAAAUUUUAUUCGAGACUAUUAUGAUGACAAUGGAGAAGGAGCAGAUGGGGCCAGAAGACCCUUCCAGUCACCA